Lycium ferocissimum is the source of this 1504-nucleotide messenger RNA. Its product is annotated as acyl-CoA-binding domain-containing protein 1-like. Lineage: Eukaryota; Viridiplantae; Streptophyta; Magnoliopsida; Solanales; Solanaceae. The coding region runs from base 157 to 1188 and encodes 343 amino acids. Gene Ontology annotation, molecular function: protein binding; fatty-acyl-CoA binding. The record is from RefSeq and is a predicted model, not a curated record. The transcript is spliced from 7 exons.
GAUCCCCAGGUAACAACUGCCAACAAUUUCAUUGGUGUCUCCCUUUCGGUACUGCCAAAGCUCAACUAUCCCUUGCCCUCCUUUUUCCUCUUUCAUCACACACACACACAGAGAGUUAUUUUAUUUCCCUACGAUCUAGGGUUUUGAAUAAUAAUCAUGGGGGAUUGGCAGCAGUAUCUACAAUCAGUCAUCUUCGGUCUUAUUUUCUCUUUCCUUCUCGCUAAACUCUUCUCUAUUAUCUUCGCUUUCCGUGACGAAAAUCUUCGUAUUACACGUGGCGAUGUUUCCAACGAAGACGAACCCAAAAUUCAAUCGGACGAUACGAAUACUAAUACUAGUGCUGCCGAGCCGCUAAUUCAGAGUAACAACGACGUCGUUUUGAAUGAGAGUUCGGAUAGUGAUGAUGAUUGGGAAGGUGUAGAGAGUACUGAGUUGGAUGAAGCGUUUAGUGCUGCUACUGCCUUUGUGGCUGCUACGGCUGCUGAUCGGUCUCAUAAGGUAUCGAAUGAGGUGCAAUUGCAGCUUUAUGGACUUUAUAAGAUUGCUACUGAAGGGCCUUGUACUGCUUCUCAACCAUCCGCUCUCAAAAUGACUGCUCGUGCUAAGUGGAAUGCAUGGCAGAAAUUGGGUACCAUGCCUCCUGAAGAAGCCAUGGAGAAGUAUCUUGAUAUCGUGACUGAAUUAUAUCCUUCCUGGCUUGAUGGGUCUGCAAAUAAAAAGAAGGGCGAAGAAAGUAGCGGUGCACGUAAUGCAGAUUCUAGAGGGCCAAUGGGACCGGUUUUCAGUACCUUCAUUAGUGAGGAGGAAUCCGAAAAUGAGUUAAAAUUAGAUGAAAUACAUGCCUUUGCACGAGAAGGGGACGAGGAGAACUUGCUUAAGUGCAUUGAAAGUGGCGUUCCUGUGAAUGUGAAAGACAGUGAGGGUCGUGCCCCGUUGCACUGGGCUGUAGAUCGUGGUCAUCUCAGCAUCGCUAAAUUGCUUUUAAGCAGGAAUGCCGAUGUAAAUGCCAAGGACCUUGAGGGCCAGACGGCACUGCAUUAUGCUGCUGUUUGUGAAAGGGAAGAUAUUGCUGAGUUUCUCGUAAAGCAUGGUGCUGACGUAGAGAUUAAGGAUAAUGAAGGUGACUGCCCUCGUGAUGUCUGCGAGUUGCACUGGCCUUGGUUGCAGCAGGCAACUGCCCACAACUAACCCAUGUACGAUAUCUCCUUUGCUCUGCCAAUUCAUCAUGUGCAGAUGAUUGAAUCUCUAACUCGAAGUGCGGUUAAGGAAAUGCUCAGAUUACCGUCAAUAGGCAUCCUCAGUUGUUCUGACUUAACCACUUGAUUCUUGAAGCAUUGGCUUCUGACGCUUACUGGGGUAGUUAAAUUAUACUCCCGUUUUAGUUUAUGUGAGUAUUGAGCAUGCAGUUUAAAAAAAGAAAAUGAAGACCUUUGAAACUUUGGGUCUCAAACUUCCAAUCCUUAAGAAUCCCGGAAUCAGUGUUGAGCAAGGUGUUUUGUGAGAA